Molecule: messenger RNA, 1924 nt
Organism: Populus nigra (black poplar)
Lineage: Eukaryota; Viridiplantae; Streptophyta; Magnoliopsida; Malpighiales; Salicaceae
Product: ACT domain-containing protein ACR10-like
Exons: 6
Coding region: 211-1449 (412 amino acids)
Source: RefSeq, a predicted model, not a curated record
AAACAGACAAGGAAACAACAACAAGAAGAAGAGCACAAGUGAAGCAGAAGCGAAGCAAAAAUAACACAGCACAACAUUGUCUUCCGACUCUCUUUCUCUCUGUUUCUUUAUCCGCUGCUGCUGCUGCUUCUUCUUCCCUGUACACCACCAACAGCAACAGAAAAACCCCAGCUCGCAAGAGGAGGAGUAGGGAAAGAAAAGGUCUAGGAAAUGGGAAUUUUGUAUGAUGAUGUAGUGAUAAUUAGACACUCAGAGAAAGAAGGAGACCCUGCUGUUAUCACUGUGAAUUGUCCUGACAAGACUGGUCUUGGUUGUGAUUUAUGUCGUAUCAUUCUCUUCUUUGGCCUUAGCAUUGUUAGAGGAGAUGUUUCUACGGAUGGGAAAUGGUGCUACAUAGUGUUUUGGGUGGUUGGCAAAUCAACAACAAGGUGGGGUUUAUUGAAGAAGAGAUUAGUAGGGGCAUGCCCUUCUUGCUCUUCAGCAUCUGGGAUUUCUUAUUACACUGCAGAAUUGCAGCCUCCAAGACCACCUGAUGUUUUCCUCUUGAAGUUAGCUUGUCAUGACAGAAAAGGGCUUUUACAUGAUGUGACCGGGGUUCUUUGUGAGCUUGAACUCACUAUAAAAAAAGUGAAGGUAUCCACAACACCGGAUGGGAGAGUAAUGGACCUAUUCUUCGUUACAGAUACAAGAGAGCUCCUGCAUACAAAUAAGAGAAAGGAGGAUACAUAUGAUCACUUAAGAGCUGUCAUGGGAAAUUCAAUGAUAAGCUGUGACAUAGAAAUGGUUGGCCCUGAAAUUACUGCAUGUUCAGCAGAAUCUUCAUUUCUUCCAACUGCAAUCACAGAAAACAUUCUCCCUUUGCAAAUGCCAGAUGAACUCCCCAGUUCACUAACUUCCACUAGUGUUUCUGUUAUAAUGGACAACUUGCUGAGUCCAGCUCACACCCUUGUUCAAAUUGUGUGCCAAGAUCACAAGGGUCUUCUUUACGACAUAAUGAGGACUCUAAAGGAUUACAAUAUACAGAUUUCUUAUGGACGCUUUUACAUAAAACACAGAAGGACCUGUGAGAUUGACUUGUUUAUCAUGCAAGCUGAUGGGAAGAAAAUAGUUGAUCCUAACAAGCAGAAAGCACUGUCCUCCCGUUUGGAGAUGGAACUAGUGCGCCCUCUCCGAGUAGCUGUUGUCAGCCGUGGUCCUGAUACAGAGCUGAUGGUGGCGAAUCCUGUGGAGUUAUCCGGCAAGGGCCGACCUCUUGUUUUCCAUGACAUCACUCUUGCUCUCACGAUGCUUAACAGUUGCAUUUUCUCGGCUGAGAUUAGGAGGCGCAUGAUUGGAGAUCGGGAAUUCGAAGUGUACAGAGUAUUACUUGAUGAAGGGGAAGGCUUGGCUGUUCCACGAAGAAAAAUUGAGGAACAAGUCUGGAAGAUGUUAAUGGGCUGGGAGCAAUGAACAAUUUCAAAUAUCCUUCCGAACAUGGCAAUGGUCUAUUGUGAAGUAUACUUAUCCCUCAAACGACUAGUAUGCAAUGUAAAUCCUGGGCUAUAUAUCACUGAAAGUUUGAGCUGUUCCACAUCAAUCCUUGCAGCUCCUCUAACACAAACUUCAUAGCGUAACGAUGACAACUUGGUGGCAGGAGAUAAGAUGAGUGAAGCUGACAUGGUAUUUUUACACUUGAAAUCAUUGCAGACAGACAUGUAGCCAUGGCAUGAACAUUUUGGCAUGGCAGAUUCGUUUCUGUUGGUGGAUGCAUGUGGACGCUCAGUUCAAAACCAUUAGUACCUUGUAGACUGUAGAGCUCCUUUUUGUACAUAAAAGCUGUAUGUAGAACUUGUAGUUUGGCAGUAUGUUGUGCCAAUAGAAGGAGCUGUAAAGAAACUAUCCAUGUGAAGCUAAUAACACAUCAGUUGCACAACAAAUUCUUGUA